This is a messenger RNA of Moneuplotes crassus, 2164 nucleotides long. The record is from the annotation of a GenBank genome assembly. Lineage: Eukaryota; Ciliophora; Spirotrichea; Euplotida; Euplotidae.
AUGAAGUUUACUCCAGAAGAAGACAAACUACUGGUUGAGUUAAAGCAGAAAUAUCCUGAUGUACCGAUGAUCAAAUUGUCAAAGUAUUUUAAAGAUAGAAAUGCUAAAUCAUUGUACUAUAGAUGGGACAAACUGAACUCAACUUAUGUCCAAGGUCAAUGGGAUGAUUCAGAAAAGACUCAGCUCUUUGAAAAAGUCUUUGACAUUGCCUCAACUAAUGUUGAGUUAAUCUUGAAAUCUCUGGAUGUCAAGAGAAAGAAAAGAGAUGUUCAAAAGCAAAUAAGUAAAAUAAAGGAAAUAGCAUCCAAAGUAUACCUUGGCAUUGAUUGCCAAUUUAAUGAAGAUACAUGUAAACUGGAAAGAAAAAGAGAAUUCAAAGCGCAAGCUAAGUCCCAAAAUAAGAGAAUUAAAGUUGAAGAUACUUAUGAUGCAAUUGAUACUAUCCAAAAUAUACAUAAGACAAGCAAGAAAGGCCUUGUAAAAGAAGAAUUCAAGCAUGAAGCUGAUAACCUUCUUUCAAAUUCUUUAGAUGAAACCAGAGCUAAUGCUUUCAAAACUCUUCCUGAAGGAUUAUCACGUGACGACUUCCUUAAGCACAUAGACUCUCUACCUUCAGGAGAAGGAACUGAGUGGACUACACAGGAAGACCAGAACCUUCUCCAACUUUAUCAAGAACUUGGAUCAAACUGGACUAGAAUUUCAGUAUUUACAGAUGAUAGAAGUGCAGAGAGAUCUAAGCAACGCUUCUGCAGUUUACUUCUUUGGGGUGCUUACAACUUCCAACAAAAAAUCAAAAUCGAAACUCCCUUAAAAUCCCAUUCAAAAAGUAUUUCUACCUGCUUAAAAAUGCUCCUUAAAGAACUCACAGGAAGACAAAAAGAAAAAGGACUCACCAGUAAAAUAAAACUCGAAAGUGGAGCCAAUAUCUCCGAAUCAGACUACUCCGACAACUCAGAAUUCUGCUACUAAUUCAUACCCCAAAAACCCUCACAAAAUCUAAAAUUCCUAAAUUCCCCUAAAAUCUCCCUCUUCACCCACUAUUCCCCCACAAUUCCCUUGCCCACCCAAACUCUUCCUUCUUUCCCUGUCUGUUCCUAAAACACUGGGUUUUCAGUGGCUAAAUUUUAUUUUGAACGUAGAGUAAAGUAAGCUGGUCGUGGAAUUUUGGAAUUUUGAAUGGGAAGUUUAAGGGAAGGGGAUUUUUGGGUGAGUUUGGAGGGGGUUUGGGGGUUGGUGGGAGAGGGGUUGUGGUGGGGGAGAUUGGGAUUUUUGAGGUUUUGAUGAGGAGGGUAUUGUUGUUGUGAGAUUUUAGGAGGGAUUUUUUAGGCAUCUUUGUGAUGUAUGUUCUUUAAGGGAUCGGUUAGAAGUGAGCGUAUUUAAAUGGGAUGGACUGAAGUAUUCAUUCUAAUGAAGUUUUGGAGAGAAAACUAGGAUUUAUAUCAAAUUAGAUUUAAUAUCUGACUCAUGAAUUAUCAAUAGAAUUGAAUCAUAGACUCUCUGAUAUAAGAUCUAAGAAAUAAUUGCAUUAGAAUUUUUGGGGAGAAUCCAUUAAGUAAAAAUGGGAGCAUUUCAGCGCAAAGAUAACAGAUAGCCAGAUUCUAGGAAGAUAAUUCUGAUUUCAAAUCAGAAGAUUUUAGAAAGCAAUCACUAGAUGUUGACAGAAUUAAAAAAAUUUGAUGGUGAAAAAGGGGAGAAAUAGUCCGAAUUCCGAUAAAUUUGCAAAUAUGGAAACUGGUAGUCACAUUAAGGAUAAAGAGUUAAAGAUUUCUAGGAUUCUAAAGGUUGAUCUAGCUAUAAAUUUUACAUAGGAUGGAUACUUUGCCAAUAGCUGAGAUAAAUUAUAAUCGAUGAAUGCACUUCGAAUCCAAAUCCUCUCAAAAAUUUCAAGAUAUAGUCCCUGACUAGGAUAAAAAUUUUACCUUUACUCUUAGUAAGAACUCAGAGACUAGAUGAAAGGUUUUACAAUUUGCUCUGUAUCAAUGCUUAUCAUACUUUUCAAAAAAUCUGUCUAUGUCAACCCUUAAACUCAGAAAUGACUACAAUAGAUAAUUAUAUGCAAAAUUUGCUAUAACAUCUAAGCUGGAGAAAAUAAAGCAAAGGUAAGUCCAAAGUGGCUCAUUUUGUGCCAUAAUAAAUAAACUCAAUCUCUGUUUUGUUGCAUCUA